UUUUUUUUUUACUAUAUAGGAAAUACCUGAAUAACAUGUUUGGCAAGAGAACUCAUUGGCAGAACUAGCUACAGAUUUGAAACGAAUUAACCGCGACAUGAACAUUUGAUUUGUAAUUUUCAAAGUGAUAAGGUAACAAAGAAGUACAAUUCUUGUGGUUAUAAAUAGACCGUAGUUUGCACGAGUAAAAAGUAAAGUUUUAGAUUCAUAAAACACUCGAAUGAAUUUCGUCUCUCAACUAAGUCUCGGAACUCCAAGACAUGACAACAAUCAAACGCCAAAUCUCAGUAGAAGACAUACUUAUGGAGAUGUCAAAUGGCAAGUAAAGAUGUUAAAAAGCCAAAAGGAUGCGUCUGAAUUAAUACCUUACCAGGAACAAAGAAGACGCUUCAGUUUGCCCAAAACCCUAGAAAGUAGCUUUGAUUUACAAAACCUGUCUGAAGAAGAAGAGCCGUCCACAAGUAGACCACUCAUUGCCAUUAAAAAUUUUCUCCGUGUUGACGAAAAUGAGAAUGAAAGAGCCUCUUCCUACGGUAAAUCAUUGUUAGAGGACCUUCCAGAAGAACAUAAUUGCCGGUCUCUGGGUUGUGAACGUGUUGUUAUUAACGUCAGUGGACUUCCAUUUGAAACUCAAGUUCGAACACUGAACAGGUUUCCUGAAACUUUACUUGGCAACCCAGAGAAACGUAAACAGUUUUGGGAUGAAAAGAGGAAUGAAUAUUUUCUAGACAGACAUCGACCCUCAUUUCAAGCAAUUUUAUAUUACUACCAAAGUGGUGGAAGGCUUAAAAAGCCUUUAGAAGUUCCAAUAGAUAUUUUUCUAAGCGAGUUGUAUUUCUAUGAACUUGGUGACAAAGCCAUUGAUGGCUUUAAAUGUAAUGAAGGUUUUAUAAUGACAAAUGAUAAUGCUAAGCAGCUACUUCCCAAAACAAAAUGGGCUAAAAGUAUAUUUCUUGUCAUGGAAUAUCCCAAUCAUUCGAGAACCUCGAAGGUGUAUGCCAUGAUUUCAGUCUUUAUGAUCUUAACAUCUGUUGUGACAUUUUGUGUAGAAACAUUGCCGCAGCUAAAAGAUCUUGAGUGUAGAAAUAUAUCUUCAAUAGAUAGCUGGGCUAAUACAACUUACCAACAAGUGAUUCAUUUAUCAUCUCCCUUGUUCAUUAUUGAAACGUGCUGUGUUCUGUUUUUUUCCACUGAGCUAGUUCUACGCUUUUUUGUUACUCCAGGAAAAGUUAAAUUUUUGAAGACUUUAAUCAACUGGAUAGACCUUGCUUCAAUAGCACCAUUUUUUCUUUUGUUAGGUUCAAACCUCAUGUCUGGACAUUGUGGAGACAAACAUAAAGGUUCUGCACUAACUGUAUUAAGAGUACUUCGGGUUGUGCGGAUACUUAAGUUAAGCAAACAUUCUCACGGAUUAAGAAUUCUAGGAAUGACUUUAAAAACCAGCAUAAGAGAACUAACAAUGUUUCUUUUAUUCCUUGCUCUUGCAACAAUUAUUUUUUCAGGUGCUAUUUACUUUGUGGAACUGAAUAAUCCAGAUUGUAUGUUCAUGUCAAUACCUGACGCUUUUUGGUGGGCUAUCGUCACUAUGACAACCGUGGGCUAUGGAGAUUACGUACCAGUAGGAACUUUAGGAAAACUGAUCGGUGGCUUGUGUGUGUUAUCUGGUGUUUUGGUCAUAGCAUUACCAGUUCCUGUCAUUGUCGCAAACUUUAACAACUAUUAUAGGCAUUAUACAGUGUUAAGACAAUCAGAGAUGGAUGUAAUAACCAAAGAAGAUGUUUCUAAACCUUCGACUCAAGUUAUUCAUUUGCUGGGUAUUCCAAGGUUUUUGAGAUCUGAGUGUGACAGACGGACAGACAGACAGACGGACAUUUUGCACAAACCUAAUAGCGGCUGUUCACCUUACGGGGGGCCGCUAAAAAAGGUAGGUUUUAUUUCAAAUGAAAUAACUUCUUUAUUAAUGAAUACAAACACAUACACUUUGCAUAAAUAAGAUUUUCUCUUCAGUGUCCCACUAAUGAUUCUGCGCUCAAAAUGUUACUGUACACAUCUAUUUGUAAUUUUCAACUCUUUACUGAAUACGAAGAAACCUUGAGUCGAAUGCGUGAAUGCACGCAGAGCCGUAUUCAAGUAGUAAUUUAAUUUUCUCUGUGUGGCCAGUUAGUUUUUCCUAAAGAUAUCGUUAGAGCCGCUUUCAAACUACCCGUCCAGUGCCCACUUAUCUUUUCGAGCUCAGUGUCUAAAUUUAGGUUGCUGGCGAUUGUUGAUCGCAAGUUGGUAAAAUCCUGCACCACCGUAAGAGUGAGUGUGGUUUCUAAUAUAUAUCGCGGGUAUUUCUGCGGCAGACUUGUGCCAGGAUUUCGGUUUUGUAGACGCUUAUUGUAAGACUAAACCAUUGACAAGCAACUGCCAAAGCAUUCACAAGCCUUUGUAAUCCUUCUUAUCAAUGAGAUGUGAAUGCAGCAUCGUCUGCAAACAGCAGUUCCCUAAUCAAGAUACGCCGUGUCUUCGUUUUGGCUUUAAGGAGUGCCAGGUUAAAGAGCUUUCCAUUGGAUCUGCUGUGGAUAUAUACUCCAUCUUCCAGGGAUUACAACUGAAAAGUAGAUGUCAAAUAGUGUUGGAGCCAGAACACAUGCUUGUUUUACUCCGUUCUUGAUGGAGAAUGCUGUCAAACUGUACAAUGCCCUGCAUAGUUUUAUGAAAUGCUGACACUAGUUAACGUAGUUUGUUUGGACAUCCGAAUCUCUCUAAUACUGCAAACAGACCGCUUCUGCUAACAAAGUAGAUUGAUAUAUUAUGAAACUAUGGAAGAGUAAUAAUGAAAUUAAAUUUGCCUAUGUAUGAUUAGCUAUUGUGUUUUAUGUGCUUUAUGAAUGGGCUUUGUUGCUGCACAUAAAAAUUAUAUAUGUGUCAGACGCGAAUAGCCCAAAUUUUCAGUUUAAAAAAGUACAAAAAUAAUUUCUCUAUAGAAAAAGUUACGAAAGUUAUAUAAUAUAAAACCACAGACCUAUAUAUACUACAAAAGAAUAUAGGAAUUUGCUCUCUAUUUAUGAUUUAUUUAGGCAGGUGCUGUUUUACAAUUACAGACAAGUAUCAGAGUUUAGAAAAACCCAGACUUUAUUAAUAUAAUUAAAUGUAUAUAUUAAAAUCUGUAUUAAUGCAUUGGUAAUAUAGUAGAUCUAGAGCUGCAUAUUAUAAAUGAGAUUAAUAGAUUUAUGUUAAUAAAUUAAGUGGAGUAGACCCAGGAUGGCUGCCUGGUCGUGCGGUUUGCGCUCUGGAUUGUCGUUCGGAUUUAUCGAUGGUCGAGGGUUCAAAUCCUGCACGCUCCCAUCCCCCGUCGUCCUGCGGGAGGUUUGGACUAGGAAGUAAACUAUCUUCAACUCUGAAGGAACAUCCGAAACAUGUAAAACAUUUUACAAACAUUUUAUUCUAGAAUUUUAGAAACAAAUUUUUUUUUGCAUCUAGUACAGCACAGUAGACAAACUUACAAAAGCCGUCAAGUCGCAAUAGGUUCCGCGUAUAGGCUACACCAUUCACGGUUCUGUGUAUACCUUAGGUGCAGUCGUAUCCAGUGGCGUCACUAGGGUCGGUGUCACCCGGUGCGGUAAGCUCGGGGUGUCACCCCCCCCCCACUGGAAAAAAUAAUCUUCCCCUCAAAAACAAACAUCUUUCUUUUUUUUGAACAAUGAAACUGUAAGCUAAUUAAUAAAUUGUUUAGACUUGAUUCGAUUCUAUUUUAAUUUUAUCAAAUUUUCUUCUUCUUCUUCGUUUUCAUUUUUAUGCUGUAGUGUUCAGAUGACUAGACCAAUAUAUGAGAUGAACUGCACAGUGGUUUCCAAAUCAGGGAGCUCUCCAUAUAGUUUUCUUUGUAUUGGGGUGUUUUGGGGCCAGAGUCUUGUACGGGUAAAGAGAUCAUUCCUGUAGGACAUGGUGAGCAUUCUCUGGUUCCAAUUUUGAGCUUCCACCUGGAGACCCAAAUAGUUAUAGACCAAUAUCUCUAACAUCCAACAUUGGCAAAAUGGCAGAAAAAAAUUAUCAAUAACCGACUUUAUUGGUGGCUAGAAAGUACUUGCUCACUCCAUAAUGCACAAGCUGGCUUCAGGAAAGCAAGUAGAACAGAAAACCACCUCUUUCGUUUUAUCCAGGACAUUGUAGAAAGGUUUCAUGAAAACAAGCACACUACAGCAGUAUUUAUAGAUUUGCAGCAAGCCUAUGAUAGAGUGUGGAGAAAAGAUCUAUUUUUGAAGAUGAAAAAAAAAUGGGCAUCCUUGGAAAAAUCUACAGCUGGAUCAGGGCAUUCUUAAAAAAAAAAACCCAUCCAAACCCGAUUCGAAGGUGCCAUCUCUAGUAAAAAAAAAAGUUUGGAAGAAGGACUUCCACAAGGUUCAGCCCUUAGCUGCACUCUCUUUGUAAUCUUCAUGAAUGACCUCCCAAACCUCAUUUCGGUCAAUAAGGCAGACGACCUUUUAAUUUGGACUACAGAGAAAUAUCCAGUGUUGACUAGAUCCUAACUAAAUAGAGCCUUCACAACUAUCUCCACGUAUUCAAAAUUAUGGAAAAUGGAAAUAAACAAAGAAAAGUCAGUUUAUUCAAUCUUUAGCCACAGCAACAAAACUGGAAAAAGAAACAACAUCCUAAAAAUAGACUCACAACCAAUAAAUAAAGAAGAAAAACCAACAUAUCUUGGUGUAAAACUAGACCAAAGACUGUCUCUAAAACACUUUAUGGCAGAUUUAAAAGAAAAGGCAUCACAAAGAUUAAACAUAAUAAAACACCUAGCAGGAACAUACUGGGGAGCUGAAAAGAAAACCUUAAGACAGUUAUACACUGGAUACGUCAGAUCUGUCAUGGAUAAUUGUCUCUCCAUACAAGUAGCUGCCAUUAGACACAAUCCAAAACCAAGCCUUGCGUCUAAUUAGUGGAGGUAUGAGAACUACUCCCACAGCAGCCUGUGAAAUAGAUUCCAAUAUUGAACCUCUUAAGUUAGGCGCAACAGAGCAGCAUUAGAAGCUAUUGAGAGAUACAGAAGGUUGGAGGACGAUCAUCCAAAUAAAUUACUAACACAGAAAAAUAGGAAAAACAACUAUAAAAAGCAAAGGACUCUGAUCCAACUUACUGACGAACUAGCCCUAAAACACCACCUACCCAAUAACAGAGAAAAAAUUAACAGAUUUUCAAACAUUACACCCGGACUAAACUACAAGCAACUAACCAUCAAAACACAUUUACUAAAUAACACCUUAAAAAAAGAAUCAAAUCCACAGGAGCUCAAAGUAGGCACGCUUGAAACAAUUGAAAGCUAUAAAAAAACAGCUAUCCAUAUUUAUACAGACGGAUCGGCUUUCAAAGCCACCAUCAAUGCUGGUCUUGGUGCCUUCCUGGUCUUCCCUAAAAAUAAACACUUUGAGAUAAGCGCACCCUGUGGCGAUUACUGCUCAAACUUUCAAGCCGAAAUUGAGGCAAUUACCAUAGCACUACAGACAGUGGAAAACAAAUUAUAUGAAGGAGUGCAACCACCAUCAGAUAUUGUUGUCUUUACAGACUCCCAAUCUACUCUGCAAGCACUUAACAGCAGCACCUCAAACAGCCCAAGAGAGUUGACAACACUAAUUGUGAUAAUCCAUCAGAUGAUAUCAAAAUUAAAUAUCAAUAUUACACUACAGUGGAUCCCUGGACACAUUGGCAUCAUGGGAAAUGAAAAGGCAGACAAGCUAUCAAAGGCAGGUUCAUCUAUGGAACAACCAGAUAGACCUGUAAACUACCUCACCCUAAGGUCAAUGUUAGUCAACAAUCAUAAGGAGGAGUGGCUCAACCAAUGGGCAUCAGGAAACACAGGCAGAGCCAUGUACAAAGAAAUGACUACGCCUAACAAACUGGACAGUAUUAACUUCCUCCCCCGCAAAGAACACUCUACAAUUUUCCAACUAAGAACAGGACACACACCACUAUUAAAUUACCACCUGAACAAAAUAAACUCCACACAACUCCCCCUUUGCAGGCACUGCGCCCACCCCUUUGAAACCGUAAACUAUAUCCUCUUUGAAUGCCCCUCCCUAGUCCACCUUAGGCAGACCCUACUUCCACUGCAGCCCAACAUAACCAACACCCUGUACGGCAGUGCUGAACAACUAAAGAAAACAGCACACUUUUUUUCCUUGGCACAGUCUGCAAAAGAGCUCACAGCUCAGCAGCAAUAAAGCUGGCUAGAAGAAGAAGAAUACUAUGCUUUCUAGAUAUGUGAAGUGGUCUACCACGUUAAGGGGACGUCCAUUUGGGGCUGAGUAGGUUUUCUUGGGUCACUUCUGGAACAUGACGUCUGUUAUCCCGAGGUUUAUAGAUAAACACAAAGAGGCGGCAGCGUAUGUGAAUUCGUUGACCGCGAUCUGAAGAUCAUGUUCAUUGUGAGCUAGCAGGGCGCAAUCAUCAGCAUAGAGAAGCUCUGUUAUAACCUUUUUUAUUGUUUUUGUAUGGGAUAGUAGACGUCGACGAUUAAACACAUUGCCGUCCGAACGAAACCUGAUGUCGAUGCCUUUCAGCAAUCGCUGCCUCAUUUGACCCAGUAUUGCGCCAAGGAAGAUAGCCUUUUUGUCCCACUUGAAACUGCCUGAGAAUGGAUGGGAGCGUAGUUGGGCAUCCGAGCCUGGCCAAAAUCCUCCAUAAAUCAAAGACCGUGUCGAAAGCCUUGGUGAGGUCCACAAAGGCAGCGUAGGCCUAUAAAUAGGUUUAUAUAGUAUACUAGACUUAAAUCUAGUCUAAAAUCAAGACGCUAGAUCUACACUACGUAAAGUUACAGUCUAGAGUAAAUUCUAAUUAUCUUAGGUUCUAUUUCUACUAUAAUUAUAAGCUGAUAUAUAACCUAGAAGUAGAUCUAUAGGGCCUACUGAUUCUAUAGUUACAAUGUGAAUUCAACUUGAAUAUUUAUGCUUAUAUAGAUUACAGAUUAUAACUUGAUUUAAUAGAUCUAUGACUAUUAUGACAAGACCCAUGGCAUGUGUGAGAUCAAUUUUUCAAAGCAACUAUAAUCAAUAGACUUCAUCUAAAACAAAUUCAUUCAUAUAUUCACUUGCGAUUUUUUAAAAUUUAUAAGCUCAGUAUUAUUUUGGACCUAUGUCUCACAACGGCUGAUAAGAGAAAUCAGGUAUAAACAUCAUGAGAAAACACGACCCCUUAACUCAAGAAAACAUUAAGAAAUUAAAACAGACACAAAAUAGACAGUGAGGUUUAUAACAAACAAAUAUUCACAAUUGCUAUAGGUUCUUAUAUUUUGGACACUCCAUCGAAUUCUCCUUCAAUGAACGGGUAGUUUUAUUUGUUUGUAAUUCAUUUGUUUUUAUGUUUGGAGCAAAAAUUGACGUUUCGGGACUGUUCAAUUUUAGAUAAGUUCCGGUAAUUUUGUUCCGUUUUUCCAAAGCAGAUGGCAGUUUUUUAGAUUCUCGGUAACCAUGUAUGUAAAGCUGUUGUUUUAACCUCCCCCGGCAAUUCAUACCCAUAGAAGGGAUGACGGCUAUAUUAUGAGCCUGUUUGAUCGUAGGCUGAUGGGCAUAUCAAAAUAAGCUUCCAAACAUCUUUAGAAAGACAUUCCAAUCACAUUUAUACCGUUAGCUGUUAAAUAAAAUUUAAAAAGGGGUUGCCCAACGAAUAAUAAUGAAUUCAGCUCAUUCAAAAUCGUAAUAAGAAAUAUUAUUGGGAUUAAUAAAUCUAUGAUUUUUUCAAUGAAUAACCAUGACCUAGAUCGAGAUAUCUAGAAUAUAUAAUUUAUGAAUGAAAGAAAAAGUGCGGGCUGCUAAUUUGAAGCCAGAGACCAUGCCCACUGAAGGUGAUCACUCCAGAUGAGCUGGCGGUGAGGAGAGGUAUACACUAAGCGUUUAGUGUCACAAACUAUCAAACAGGCAGUGGAGGGAAGGGGGAGAGAGUCAUGAAAAGACAAAGAAAAGCAGCUAUGGGAGGGAGGGGAUGUUAAGGUGUAACAAAACGAACAUCCAAAUUAUGAAAACAAGAAGAGGGUCCUUGGAUAGGAAUUAAAAGAAAGACAGAGAGAAAAUACAUGUAGCCAAUGUAGCCUAGUUGAAAAUAUCAUGUUUAUUAAAUUAUAAUAAUUAAUUUAUAGAUAUAUGAUCUAUAUAUAUUUAUUUCUGUCUGUUUCUACACAUAGAUUACAUAGGU
Biomphalaria glabrata is the source of this 8163-nucleotide messenger RNA. RefSeq names its product potassium voltage-gated channel subfamily A member 1-like. Bases 221 to 1993 code for a protein of 590 amino acids. Lineage: Eukaryota; Metazoa; Mollusca; Gastropoda; Planorbidae. The transcript has 6 exons. The record is from RefSeq and is a predicted model, not a curated record. Gene Ontology annotation, biological process: potassium ion transmembrane transport; protein homooligomerization. Gene Ontology annotation, cellular component: voltage-gated potassium channel complex; membrane. Gene Ontology annotation, molecular function: delayed rectifier potassium channel activity; protein binding.